UCUUUUGAGAAGUCUUUCAUUUCUCCAAACAGGGUUCUCAGUGUUUGUGACAGGAGCAGCUAGGGGAAAGGUGGAGCUUCCGGCGACGUGUAAACAUUUGGCCGGAAUUCUCAAGUUCUUCAUGUUCUGAAUCCAAAGAAUAUAAAUAUAAUGUCUUCCUCAUCCCCUGACACUGCUCCGUCUUCAGAUUCUGGUAACAAUGACAACAAUAGUGAUGAUUAUGGAGAUCCAUCGCAAAGCCCUCCAUCACCUCCACCACCAGAUCAUCAGACGGCGGAUCCUAAUGACGAUCCAUUUGUGAAUUCUCCACCACCGCCUGACCAGAACUCUUCGGGUUCCAAUAAUUCCGACUCUGGUUCGUCGUCGGGUUCCAAUUCCGAUUCUGGUUCAUCGAACAAAGGUUCUUCUGGUGGUAAAUCCCCAUCUCCAUCUUCAGGUCCUUCACCGAACAAUGGUAAAUCGUCGAAUUCUGGUUCAUCCUCCUCUGAUUCGUCGUCAUCGUCAACGCCUAAUUUAACACCAAAAUCUUCCGGUGGGAACAAGCAGUCGCCUCCUGCACUCCCAGAUUCCAGCGAAAAAAGCAGCGGCGACAAAAAUGGCGACAGCAGAGCAAUCAUCGGAGCCGCCGUUGGUGUGGGGUUUCUUCUUCUUAUAAUGAUCGUCGUCUGUGUCAUUUGUUGCAGAAAGAAGAAGCGAAAGCAUAGGUAUUACUAUAGCGAUGAUGGCAAACCCGGCAAAUCUGCUAGUGGAUAUUACAACAGAGGGCAGAACCCGAAUAACUGGCACCCAGGUGGGAAUGACCAUGUUGUGAGGAUGCAGCAAUCACCGGGCAUGGGUACGGGCAUGGGUCCGGAUAGUGGUGGGUGGGGCCCAGUUCCUCCGCCUCCUCCACCGCACAGCACUGACAUGAGUUCCAAUUACUCACUGGGGCCACCGCCCCUGCCUCCGCCAUCCCCAGGGCUGUCAUUAGGGCUGAACUGUGGCACCUUCUCUUUUGAAGACUUGGCUGCUGCAACGGAGGGCUUUGCUGAUAAGAAUCUGAUAGGACAAGGAGGUUUUGGUUACGUGCAUAAGGGUGUUUUGCCUAAUGGAAAAGAAGUUGCAGUGAAGAGCCUGAAAGCUGGCAGCGGCCAAGGAGAGCGUGAGUUCCAAGCUGAGAUUGAAAUCAUUAGCCGUGUUCAUCAUCGCCAUCUCGUCUCGCUUAAUGGCUACUGUAUUGCUGGUGGACAACGAAUGUUGGUUUAUGAAUUUGUUCCCAACAAUACCCUUGAGCAUCACCUUCAUGGAAAGGGUCUGCCAACCAUGACUUGGCCUGAUAGACUGAGAAUUGCAGUAGGAUCUGCCAAGGGGCUUGCAUACCUUCAUGAAGACUGUCAUCCUCGAAUUAUCCACCGUGAUAUAAAAUCUGCUAAUGUCCUACUUGAUGACAGCUUCGAAGCCAAGGUGGCUGAUUUCGGAUUGGCCAAGUUGACUACUGAUAAUAACACUCAUGUCUCAACUCGAGUCAUGGGAACAUUCGGGUACUUGGCUCCGGAAUAUGCGUCAAGUGGAAAAUUGACUGAGAAGUCUGACGUGUUCUCUUUCGGAGUGAUGUUAUUAGAACUUAUGACGGGGAAGCGACCGAUAGAUAUCCAAAAUAUGAUGGAUGACAGUUUAGUGGACUGGGCUCGACCACUUCUGGCAAGGGGGCUAGAGGAUGGCAACUUUGAAGAGCUAGUGGAUCCGUUCUUGGAAGGCAAUUACAAUAACCAGGAAUUGUCUCGCAUGGCUGCCUGUGCUUCUGCCAGUAUUCGUCAUUCUGGCAAGAAACGUCCAAAAAUGAGCCAGAUUGUAAGAGCACUGGAAGGAGAUGUGUCACUGGAAGACUUGAACGAUACAAGGGCAGGGCAUAGCCAUCUUCUGGCAUCUUCAUCGAGCUCAGACUACGAUUCAAGUGCAUAUCAGGCUGAUAUGAAGAGGUUCAGACAGAUAGCUCUGGCGAGCCAGGAAUUUGGGAGCAGUGAAUCAAGCGGUGAAAUGUCUCAGCUUCACCAGAUUCCAAAGCAACACCUUUAGGCCAUUUUGCUGACGGUUAAUCAAGCAAGGACAAGAAGAGAUCCACCCAUUGCUUCAACUUUUCAAGAGCGCGCCUUAGAGAAAAAGAUUCUUUAGUAGACUGUGUUUAUUUAAAUAAAAUAAACUAAUACCACAAAAAAAAAAAAUCAAUCAUUUGGAGCUGCCACAUUGGUGGUAAAUUGAGGGACUGAUUGCAUGAUCAUGAUUUCAUUGAAUUAAUUUACAUUCUUUUAAUUAGA
Prosopis cineraria is the source of this 2294-nucleotide messenger RNA. Its product is annotated as proline-rich receptor-like protein kinase PERK4. Gene Ontology annotation, molecular function: ATP binding; protein kinase activity. Lineage: Eukaryota; Viridiplantae; Streptophyta; Magnoliopsida; Fabales; Fabaceae. Gene Ontology annotation, biological process: protein phosphorylation. Bases 151 to 2055 code for a protein of 634 amino acids. The record is from RefSeq and is a predicted model, not a curated record. The transcript has 10 exons.